AGAUACAUACAUAUAUAUAUAUAUAUAAUACUCAGUCCAUGGCCGAUUCACUGCUCAUUGAGGAGCCUCAUCCCUAUAUAGAGGAUGUGGCUGCCUCUGUUAUUGUCGACCCCACAGCUGUAAUAGGAGGAGGUGCUGGCCCCGGCACUUUGCCUGCAGCUGCAAUGCAAUUCGCAGAUCUCACAGAGAGCGGCAGCGAAAGCGGCGACGACGUGAGCAGCGAUCCACAUUUGCAGCCGUCGUCCCAGCAGCAGCAGCAGCAGCAACAACAACAAACACAACAACAACAACAACAGCUGCAACAGUCUGAGAAUGGCUCAUCCGGACGUUCGUCACCGCCACCAAAUUGUGCCAUUUGCUUGUCCCGCUGCAGGCGCAAAUGUUUCACCGACUCGUGCAUGCAUCAGUUCUGCUUCAAGUGUCUGUGCGAGUGGAGCAAGAUCAAGGCUGAGUGCCCGCUCUGCAAGCAGCCCUUCAAGACCAUCAUCCACAAUGUCCGCACCUUGGAUGACUACGAUCGCUAUCCGGUGCAGACCAACGCGCCGGAGCAUUCGUCUGUGAGCUUCCACUUUGUCAACCUUAGGCGACAGCGCUAUCUGAACCAAGGUGUGCUGACCAAUGACAUCGAUGCCGGUGCCACAGAUGAUUCACUGGACGGCCUCCUGCCACAUCCCACUCGCAUGCAGGGGCCCUUCAAUCGCUUCGAGCCGUAUCGCACAGAGUUGCUGAACUUCUAUCGUCAUGAUCAGGAUGCGGGCGGUUCGGGUUCACUUAGUCAGCUAUGGCGUCGCUAUGUCUACGACAGGAAGCUCUACGCGUUGCCCGUGUGCGACAGUCUAACGGGACAGUUUCGUGAGUGGAGCGCACGCUUCUAUAGAGACAACCCCGCACAGAUGCAUCGCCUGAUGCCCUGGAUCAAUCGGGACAUUGUCUGCCUGUUGCGCAACCUGCCGCAGAAUGUGAGCGAAGUGAUGCAGCUGAUGCACGACAUUCUGCCGAUGAUCAAUAUACCGACCCGCACAUUCCGUCGCCGCCUGACACCCUACCUGGGCGAGCGCACCAAUCACUUCAUCCACGAGCUGUUCAAUUUCGCACGCUCGCCCUACGACAUGGUCGGCUAUGAUCGGGUGGUGCAGUACUCGGCACGUGUGGCCGAGGAAGUGGAGGUGGAUCUGCUCGACUUGGUGUCCAGCAAUAACGACGGCAUCGCAGCAACGGCCACAGAUGGCAGUGGAGGCGGCGGCGGCGUCGGGGGCGGGGAUGGCGCUGUUAAUGCCAGUGCUGAAGUGGCCAGCGAGUGGAGCCGCCUGCCACGCCCCUCGACUAGCGUUAUCGUCACCAAUCCCAGUGCAACACAUUCCUUUAGCGUCACAAUGGCCACCGAUGGCAGCGAGCUGCCAGGGAUUUCGAUACGUCGCACCACCACCUCCAAUGUGGGCUCCCAGACGGUGGCCAUCAAUCUGAGCAUGCGCCGUCCGGCCAACGAGAUCAUCGAGAUCGGCGAUGAUGGCGAUGCGGAGGCCAAUGCCGAGGUGGCCGCCAUCAAUGAUGGCACCGGGCAGACAGGACGACGCCAGGCGGGCGCCAGUCUGCCCAUCAGUGCCCACAUCGAGCUGCAGAGCAGCGACUGCAGCAACAGCAGCGACGACGAGUGCGUCUUUGUGCUGGAGCGCAAGCCGCCGCAUUUGCGCACACCGGAGCUGGUUAGCCUGGACUCCAACAGUGAUUCGGACGUGGUCUUUGUGGACGAGCAGCGGCCCCAGACGUCGUCGUCGUCGCCGGCCAAGGCAACAGAUGCUGCAGCUCCUAAUGCCGAGGCAACAAUUGGCGACGGCGUGGCCAGUGAGCUGUUCAUGGGUCCCUCGACCAGCACGGGCGUCUGCUCCAACUCGCACAGCCGCUGGAUGGUGCUGGACGAUGGGCGUCGCAAGGAUCUGUUGCAGUGCAACGGCUUGCCCAAGCGCCAUGCGACGCGAUCGCAACAUCGCCACAGCCAAGCGGCAGCAGCAGCUGCCGCCGGUGGCCGCAGCAGCAGCAGCAGCAGCGGCACCAACUGGACCAACAACAGCAGCAGCAGCAGCGAAGACAGCAGCGAUGAGUUCACUGUGAAGUUGAGGAAGAGGCGACCAGCGCGCAAGACGAAGACGCGCAAGCGUGUGGCCCGCACCAACAGCAGCAACAAUUUCAAGAACAAACGGCGACGCAAGCAGCAGCAGCAGCCGGCGGAGGAGGAGGAUGCGGAGGAGACGCCACGAUUGCGCAUGCCAAGCAGGAGCAAGAGCCAGAGCAGCGACAGCAACAACAACAACAACAACAGCAGCAGCGGAGAUGAGAGCAGCGAUGGAGCAGGUAACAAGGCAAAGAGGAAGCGCAACAAUAUGAGCAGCAGCAGCAACGAUGAGAGCAACAGCAGCGAUGAUGACAGCACAGAUAACCUAAAGCUGAGCACACUCAGAGAGCACAUUAAAAUCGAGGUAAAGCCGCGCAAGUAUGAGCUGAAAGCCGAACAGCCAGAAGCAGAGGCAGGGGCGACGGUGGAGCAGCACUGCCAAACAGCAGAGCCCAUGCUGAAUGUGAAGAGCAGCACGCAUCAACGACGUCGCAAUAGCUGCAACAGCAACAGCAACAGCAACAGCAACAGCAGCCAUCAGAGCCAUCUGUCCAGUCGCAGCAAUAGCCAGAGCUUGAAUAGCAGCACCGUGGCCAGUCAGUGCAAUACCAUGUCCAGCUUCUCGCCCCUCAGUCUCGCACUCACUAGCAAUUCGGCGAGUGGCAUGGCAAUGCAUUACCAGAGCGCCAGGUUGAUGGGGCUGCCCGGCGGCAGUGUGGACAGGGCGGACAGUGAGCAGUCGGAGGCGACGUUAAGCUAUUUGCACACAAGCGCCAGCAGCAGGCGUCAGCGGGCUGUCGAUGAGGAGGCGCAGUUGGGCAUUUAUUCGGAUGGCAGCAAUGAUGACUUUAUCAUUGAUGUGGUGCGGGAGGCGGAGAGUAGCCUAAUGAAUGAAUCUGUGGAGGGAGAGCCGGAAGUGCAGCAGCAACAGGAACAGCAGGAGGAGGCAGCUGAGCAACCCAGUGUUGCUUCCGAAGAGGAGGAUCACGGCGAAGACGAAGAGGAGGGGGAGGAUGAUGAUGACGAAAAUGAUGAGGAUGCGGGUGAGCAUGACCAGGAGCAGGAAACGGCUGACGAUGAUGCAACCGAUGAUGCUGAAGAUGCUGCAGACUCUCCGGCACCCGAUACCGAGGCCAGCGACUCGGAACAGGAUGCAACGGAUGCCUACUAAGACGCCUUGCCGCUUGCUAAAGCACGAACUGUGGUUUUUUUUUGUAAAACGAUUUUUAAACACUUUUUGUUUUUAAGUAGUUGUUCUUAACAACGCCCGUGUGACGUUCUCUUUUAAAAGCCCCCAUUUAAACUUGUUGACUAUACCUAAAAUGAAGCAGACGAAGAAGAUGAAGAGAAUGACUCCCGAUUUAUACAUAUAUCUAGAGAUUAAUGUUAAACGCAGGACGCGAAAACUUUUGUAGUCUUGAGGCCGUUAAUUAAGCUUAAGCUUGAGUUUUUAAGUUGUACAUACAUAUACUUGGCUAUAUAUACACACAUAUUCAUUGUAUUAUAUAAAUGCAUUGGCUCCCAUUA
This is a messenger RNA of Drosophila navojoa, 3637 nucleotides long. It is a transcript of the gene Topors, whose product is annotated as Topoisomerase I-interacting protein. The record is from RefSeq and is a predicted model, not a curated record. Gene Ontology annotation, molecular function: ubiquitin protein ligase activity; metal ion binding. NCBI's taxonomy places the organism in Eukaryota, Metazoa, Arthropoda, Insecta, Diptera, Drosophilidae. Gene Ontology annotation, biological process: protein monoubiquitination; protein polyubiquitination.